CCUAUAAAACGGAUUUGCAGAUCUUCCCGCGAUCACAAGAAACUAGACCUUCGCGCUAAACAGACAUGCAUGCAAAUAUUACUUUAAAACUCGUUCUGCUCCUCUUGUUUCUCCAAACGGCUCUCGGUCAAUCCGCUGGCUGCUCAAAUUGUGCACUGACCAAUAACCAGUAUGCGUGCGUAGACGAGACCAGCUAUGGAUUCUGCUUUAACCAGACGACGGUCGUCGAAAGCACAAUCACUCCAUGUCCCGAAGGAAAUUUUUGCACGCUGGACAUCAUUUGUUCUCCCCAAGAGACCUCCUCACCUUCUUGUGUACCUGAUGAUACGACAUCUACAACAUCGGAUGUAGCAACGGAUACAUCGACCGAAUCUUCCACUUUAACGACAGAUACAUCGACCGAAUCUUCCACUUCAACGACAGAUACAUCGACCGAAUCUUCCACUUCAACUCCAGAUACAUCUACCGAAUCUUCCACUUUAACGACAGAUACAUCGACCGAAUCUUCCACUUUAACGACAGACACAUCGACCGAAUCUUCCACUUCAACUCCAGAUACAUCGACCGAAUCUUCCACUUUAACUCCAGAUACAUCGACCGAAUCUUCCACUUUAACGACAGAUACAUCGACCGAAUCUUCCACUUCAACUCCAGAUACAUCUACCGAAUCUUCCACUUUAACGACAGAUACAUCGACCGAAUCUUCCACUUCAACUCCAGAUACAUCGACCGAAUCUUCCACUUUAACGACAGAUACAUCGACCGAAUCUUCCACUUCAACUCCAGAUACAUCGACCGAAUCUUCCACUUUAACGACAGAUACAUCGACCGAAUCUUCCACUUCAACUCCAGAUACAUCGACCGAAUCUUCCACUUCAGCUCCAGAUACAUCGACCGAAUCUUCCACUUUAACUCCAGAUACAUCGACCGAAUCUUCCACUUUAACGACAGAUACAUCGACCGAAUCUUCCACUUCAACUCCAGAUACAUCGACCAAAUCUUCCACUUCAACGACAGAUACAUCGACCGAAUCUUCCACUUCAACGGCAUAUACAUCUACUGAAUCAACCACAGGAUCUCCAAUAAGUGCUGAUGUUUAUUGUGCAACGUUACGACAAAAAGGAUACUUUCGGGUGGCGAGUGAUUCAACCUGCAGACAGUACGUGUAUUGCUAUAAAUUGAGCUUAGAUUACCUGGGUUGGUUAUACUACUGCAACACGAAUGAAUUUUACAACUCUGAUACCGCAUCAUGCCAGGCCGAACGCCCCCCGAAUUGCUGAAAAACGAUCAAA
This is a messenger RNA of Drosophila obscura, 1292 nucleotides long. RefSeq lists its product as uncharacterized. Gene Ontology annotation, molecular function: chitin binding. The transcript is spliced from 6 exons. Gene Ontology annotation, cellular component: extracellular region. The record is from RefSeq and is a predicted model, not a curated record. NCBI's taxonomy places the organism in Eukaryota, Metazoa, Arthropoda, Insecta, Diptera, Drosophilidae. The coding region runs from base 66 to 1280 and encodes 404 amino acids.